Messenger RNA from Desarmillaria tabescens, 2259 nucleotides. Its product is annotated as cytochrome P450. The transcript is spliced from 18 exons. Lineage: Eukaryota; Fungi; Basidiomycota; Agaricomycetes; Agaricales; Physalacriaceae. Gene Ontology annotation, molecular function: monooxygenase activity; iron ion binding; oxidoreductase activity, acting on paired donors, with incorporation or reduction of molecular oxygen. Bases 1 to 2259 code for a protein of 752 amino acids. The record is from RefSeq and is a predicted model, not a curated record.
AUGGUCGCAUUAUUCUUUGUAAUUGCUUCGCUCCUCGUAAGCACUCUGCUUCAUCGAUGGCUCAGACGACCGUCAGUCAAGCACGUCAAGGGACCACCGUCGGCCUCUUUCUGGCUAGGUCACGAACGCGUUCUCCGCGAUCAAGAUAAUGCCGGUGAUCUCGAAACGAAAUGGCGAAGGGAAUAUGGCACGCUUUAUCGUGUUGGGGGCUGCUUUGGGCAAGACGUCCUGGUAGUAUGCGACCCCAAAGCUUUCGAACACAUUUUCCAUCAGUCACGACCUUAUCCAAAAUCGAAGGACAUCGUCUUCAUCGAGGAUCUCCUCCUUGGUCAGGGGCUUGUCACUGUCGGUAAUCCUGAAUCCGGGAUUCUCUCUUACGCACUCCGAAAAUACGAGGUUAUCUUUCAGCAAUGCUCUGACAAGCUUGUGAACGAGAUCGGGAGAACUGUGACUGGUACAGAUAAAACCGUCAAUGUCCUUGAUUGGACAAGCAAGGCUACCCUGGACAUAAUUGGGCUGGCCUCUUUCCGGUAUGAUUUUGGUUCGCUCGAUGGUCAAACAACAGAGCUAGGGCGAGCAAUGAAGCAUCUUUUUACUGCCUCGCAAUCCAAUACAACGGCACUAGAGCAUUUUCUUAUAGCUCUGAUACGAAUGCUUCCAGAUUCGGUCCUAGGAUUCCUACAGCUGAUCUCCACUCGAGAGAUUCGUUUAAUCGCCAGCGUAGGAAAUGCCGCCAAGAAAACUGCCCGAGAGGUCAUGGAUAGCCCGGAUAACAAGGCGCAGACGCCAGGAGACGAUAAAGACGUCGUUAAUCUCCUAGCGAGAGCUCGCUCAGCAGGAAAAAUGCAAGAUGACGAAAUCGAGGCGCAGCUAAUGACCUUCGUCAUUGCCGGGCACGAGACGUCGAGCACUAGCCUAUCCUGGUUGCUAUACGAACUCACCGUGCAUCCUGAGCAUCAGUCCAUAAUUCGCGCUGAGCUCAAACAGUCAAACGACUACGACUCUAUGCCGUUCUUGAACGCAGCCAUCAAAGAGGCUUUACGUCUACACCCAAUUGGACAUUCCUUGAUACGCACUGCUCCUCAUGAUGACGUCCUCCCUCUCUCCGAAGGGAGAACGCUUGCCAUACCCAAGGGGCAGACACUGGUUUGUUCCGCUUACCUAUACAACCGUCUUCCAUCUCUCUGGGGAGAUGACGCGGAAGAUUGGAACCCUGGUCGGUUUCUUGACAAGACUCUGCCGGUCUCGCUUGGUGUGUACGCUAAUCUGAUGACAUUUAGUGCUGGAUCUCGUUCAUGCAUCGGGUGGCGAUUUGCCGUCGUGGAAAUGCAAACAAUCCUAGCUAACCUGAUUCAGCACUUCGAAUUCAGUUUGCCUGAGGGAGGAGUCGAGAUCCUACAUUUUCCUGGGUCACCAGCGGUCGUACCCAUUACCUCACACAGCGCUGAACCCCCAACGGCAUGGAUAGCAGGGGAAAACGGGCAAGGUUACGCGAAACGUGAGACUUAUUCACCUGCAGAACGCGAAAUCUGGACAGAGUACGUCGAAGAGUUCUCGAGUCCACUGCAACACAUAAACUACAAAGAGUGGCUCCGCACCAUGCGCAGUAUCAUCGUCGAAAUGGGUUCCCUGCAGCAAGCCGAUGCCAGAAGACAUAUCGGGGACGUUUGUUGGGAAGCCAUGGUGCUACUUGAUAUACCACGCCGGUACCGUUACCAUGAGAACUUGUCUGAUAUCAAGAACUUGAAUUGGGAUUUGGAACCCGUUAAGGUUUCUUCUCCGUGCAAUGUAUGCCGCAUGUCUAAAUACCCAUGUCAUUAUACCAGUAGAGAUGCUGCCAGCGAGUGUCGGGAAUGCUACUUCCAAGGACAGACCUGCUCACUGGGAAAUAGCCAGCGAGCGGGCAAGAAGCGAAUGCGGGCCGAUUCCGUCGAAGAAUACGAGGAAUCCAAGCCUGCUGAAUCAAAGGGAAAAGAGAAAGAACACAAACGGAAGAAACGCAAAACGGAGCCGGAAGAGGACAAAUGGGACUCCAACCUUAUCAAGCGCCUCGAGCUUCAACUGGAAGCAAAAGAGCGGCAGGUGGCUAGUCUCUCGGACGAAAGGAACAGACUCCAACAGUGCUAUGAUGUAUCGACAAACCGCAUUGCGCAGCUACAGGAGGAGGUUUCUCGGCAAAAUAUUCGAAUACAGGAAUUGGAAGGCAGGUACGCCCAAGGGACAGAUCGGAAGUGGUGGGAGAAGGCGACAGGCAGAUAA